CGUCCGGACAUAUAUAGCCUUGCAUGCGCUGAUCAAAGGUCACAGCCAUUUCAGGUGCUGAGACAGGUGAUUGUCUUUGGGUGGAGCUGUGCGUCUUGCUGUACCGGGUGGUCACGGUGGAGGUAAGCCUGCCAGUGUGUGUGAUAGUCGUCCCACGUCACUGCGAGUGAUCUACAGCCGAGUUCAAAGGACACAAGCCCUGCCCUUGAGUCUGCCAGCGAGAGCGGAGCUGCGUUCUUUAUCAGGUGGAGGUUCUGCUGGGAGUCGGCCACUGCAGCCUCAGUCAUCCUGGGAAACACUUUCUUCUGCUGGAGCUACCCCACCAACCAGAGCCAAGAUGCCCAAAACAGUCAACGUUCGCGUCACCACUAUGGACGCAGAGCUGGAGUUCUCCUUCCACCCCAACACCACUGGGAAGCAGCUCUUUGACCAGGUUGCCAGGACCAUCGGCCUGCGGGAGAUUUGGUACUUCGGGCUGCAGUUUAUUGACGCCAAAGGAUUCCUCACAUGGCUGAACUCUGACAAGAAGGUGAUGGUCCAGGAUGUGAAGAGGGAGACUCCCCUGAAGUUCAAGCUGAGGGCCAAGUUUUACCCCGAGGACGUCAGCGAGGAGCUGAUCCAGGACGUCACCCGGAGGCUUUUCUUCCUGCAGGUGAAGGAGGACCUUCUGGGAGAGGAUGUCUACUGCCCUCCAGAGACCGCUGUGCUGCUGGGCUCUUACGCUGUCCAGGCCAAGUAUGGAGAGUACAACAAGUCAGUGCAUCAGCCCGGUUACCUGGCCUCGGAGCGCCUGCUGCCCAAGAGAGUGCUGGAACAACACAAGCUGUCCAAGGAUCAGUGGGAAGAGAGGAUCAAGGUUUGGCACGAGGAGCACGGAUCGAUGCUGAAGGAAGAUGCCAUGAUUGAGUACCUGAAGAUUGCUCAGGACCUGGAAAUGUACGGCGUCAACUACUUUGAGAUCAAGAACAAGAAGGGCACAGACCUGUGGUUGGGUGUCGACGCUCUGGGACUGAACAUCUACGAGAAGCAGGACAGGCUGUCUCCAAAGAUUGGAUUCCCCUGGAGUGAAAUUAGAAACAUUUCUUUCAAUGAUAAGAAAUUCAUCAUCAAGCCCAUAGAUAAGAAAGCUAUUGAUUUCAUAUUCUACGCCCCACGACUGCGAGUCAACAAGCGCAUCCUGCAGCUGUGCAUGGGCAACCACGAGCUAUACAUGCGCCGCCGCAAGCCCGACACCAUCGAGGUUCAGCAGAUGAAGGCUCAGGCCAGAGAAGAGAGGCUGCAGAAAAAGAGGGAAAGGGAUCAGCUGGAGAGUGAGAAGAAGAGGAGGGAGGCCAUCGAGAGAGAGAAGGAGAACAUGGAGAGAGAAAAGCAGGAUCUGAUGAUGAAGCUCUACGAGUAUGAAGAGACAACCAAGAGAGCGGAGAGAGAGCUUCAGGAGCAGCUGGACAGGGCCAUGAGGCUGGAGGAGGAGAGGAGGAGGGUGGAGCAGGAGGCGGCCCGGCUGGAGGCUGAGAGGAUGGAGGCCAUAAUAGCCAAGGAGGAGCUGGCCAGGCAAGCUGAGGACCAGAUAAAGAGCCAGGAGCAGCUGGCUGCGGAGUUGGCCGAGUACGGCGCCCAGAUCGCUCUGCUGGAGGAGGCCAAGAGGGCCAAGGAGGAAGAGGCUGAGUCAUGGCACAGCAAGGCCGUGGAAGUGGAGGAGAGUCUGAUAAAGACGAAGGAGGAGCUGUACAGUGUGAAGAGCUCUACCAUUUCAGCUCCCAUUUCAGCUCCCGUUGCCGCUCCUGCUUCCUCUUCCUCCUCCUCGUCCUCCUCGGACAGCGAGAGCGACCACGAGCACAGCGAAGAGAACAGCACCUACAGCGCCGAGCUGCAGACGCAGGACAUCAACGACCACCGCCAGGAGGAGGACCGACUCACCGAGGCCGAGAAGAACGAACGCCUCCAGAAACAGCUGAAGGCCCUGAGCUCAGAGCUGGAACAUGCCCGAGACGACAACAUGAAGACCCAGAACGAUCUGCUCCACGCCGAGAACGUCCGAGUCGGCCGCGACAAGUACAAGACCCUGCGUCAGAUCCGUCAGGGCAACACCAAGCAGAGGAUUGAUGAGUUUGAGGCCUUGUAGAAACCUCAGAGACCUGAAGAUCUCUCCCAGAUACCUCAUAAAGGCCCCCCCCUUUCAGCAAUGUGUGAUGUAAUUGCAGUCACACCUGAGUUUAGAGACCCAGAAAAGCAUAGAGCUGAUCUGUGUAAAAGUACCUCCAUGAGUUUUAGUUAUUUUUCGGUUUAACUUUUGCUUGACAGCACUGUUUUUCUUUUUUUAUAGCACUCAAACAUCUCCAAUGUGCUGUUUAGUCCCUUUUUAAAGCAUUAAAAAGCAGAACACUAGUGUUUCUGAUAUACUGUACGAACAAAGCUGGUAUGUGAGGUUUACUGUAGAAACUACAUAUAAACGAAGUUAUAUUACAGUUUGGCUCUGCGCUUUUGUUAUUAAAACUUAGAUUUAUUUAAUGAAUUGCAAUCACUGCCAUUUAGAACUGCUACUAACAGUUAUUUUUAUUAUUGAUUAAUGUGAUGAUUGUUUUGUCGCUUGAUUGUUUUUGUCUAUAAAAUGUGUAAAAAAAAAAAUGCCGAGCACGUGUUCCCAGAGCCCAACGUCAUGUCUUCAUAUUGCUUUAUUUGUCCAACCAGCAGCUCAAAAUCCAAAUAUAGUGAAUGUAUAAUAAUAGAGACAAACAGCAAAUCCUCAUAUUUGAGAAGCUGAAAGAAAAGUGUUGAUCAGCUACUUGAUUAAUCCAUUAAUAGUUUCCACUCUACUGCCACCUGUUGUCUAAAUAACAACAGUUUAUUUAACUAGUUUUAAUGUCCUUAUGAUGAUUUUAAAAUGAAUUGGUUUUAUGAUUUCACUAAGUACAGGAAUAUUUUCGACGUUUGGAUGUUAUUUAAAUUACGAUCUGAAGUGUUUUCAUUCUGGAUUUAAAGGAUGUUUCCAUCCUGUUUAUGUAAUGUCAUUAUUUCAGGUAAAAUCUACAUACAAGAGGACGUGUAGGAUUAAAGUAUGGAUCUUUUAAAAGGUCCGACCUGCCUCUUAAAGCUAUAAUAUGUAACAUUUCCGCAUUAAAAUGUCCAUAAACA
This is a messenger RNA of Dicentrarchus labrax (European seabass), 3132 nucleotides long. RefSeq names its product ezrin a (gene ezra). Lineage: Eukaryota; Metazoa; Chordata; Actinopteri; Moronidae. Gene Ontology annotation, molecular function: cell adhesion molecule binding; actin binding. The transcript is spliced from 13 exons. The record is from RefSeq and is a predicted model, not a curated record. Gene Ontology annotation, biological process: positive regulation of early endosome to late endosome transport; regulation of organelle assembly; regulation of cell shape. Gene Ontology annotation, cellular component: plasma membrane; apical part of cell; microvillus. Bases 338 to 2122 code for a protein of 594 amino acids.